AUGACGGACCGCAUGAUAAUCGGCAACAACCCGCUGCCCAGCAACCCGACGCCGCUGUCCGCCCCGCAAGAACAACAAGUGCGCGACCUGUACUACAAAAACGUGCGAGCCAAAUGCGCCCCCGAAAUCGAAACAUUUGCCUCGUGCGCCCUCGGCCGCACUUUCACCAUGAUCUAUGCGUGUCGCGAUGCGCGCCUCGCUAUGAAUAGUUGUAUGCUGCAGUAUCAGAAUCAGGAUGAGCUGGAUAAGGCGCGGCAGGAGUGGUUUGCGCUUGCUGGGGAAAGGAAAAAGGCGAGAGAAGAACAUCAGAGGAAGCUUGAGGAGGCGCGGUCGAAGCAUAAGGAGUGGUGGAAUUUGGAUGAGCAGGGGAGGACGGUGGGGAAGAGGGCGGAGCAGGUGAAUGAGGCUGGCCUCGCGAGACGUGAGGAGAAUCGUGUGGAUGAUCGGGGUGUUACGAGGGGUGGGAUAUAUAGAGGGACGUGA
Molecule: messenger RNA, 483 nt
Organism: Bipolaris zeicola 26-R-13
Lineage: Eukaryota; Fungi; Ascomycota; Dothideomycetes; Pleosporales; Pleosporaceae
Exons: 2
Coding region: 1-483 (160 amino acids)
Cellular component (GO): mitochondrion
Source: RefSeq, a predicted model, not a curated record